AUGACAAUAUUAGCUGAUCAAUUUGGUUCAAUACUUUGUGUAGCUGUUAUAUUUAGUGAUAUUUUAUCAAUAUAUAUUCAUUUAUAUGCUUUAAAAACAAAUCAAACAUGUCGAAUGGCACAUUCACCUAUUUAUGAUUUUUUUAUGGGAAUUUGGUUAAAUCCACGUAUUCGAAUUUUAGAACAAGAUGUUGAUCUUAAAAUGUUAGCUGAAGUACGUUUAUCAUGGCUUUUAUUAUUUCUAUUAAUUAUAUCUGCUGCAUUAAAACAAUAUGAAAUAUUUCAUACAAUAACAUGGCCAAUGAUAUUUAUUUUAACAGGUCAAAUACUUUAUAUAAAUGCUUGUAUGAAAGGUGAAGAAUGUAUUCCUGUGACUUGGGAUAUAUUUUAUGAAAAAUGGGGUUGGAUGUUAAUCUAUUGGAAUUUAGCUGGUGUUCCAUUUGUAUACGCAUUUCAAGCAUAUUAUAUUCUUGUUAAUAGUUUACGUAUAUAA
Molecule: messenger RNA, 492 nt
Organism: Rotaria sordida
Lineage: Eukaryota; Metazoa; Rotifera; Eurotatoria; Philodinida; Philodinidae
Source: the annotation of a GenBank genome assembly